Phyllostomus discolor (pale spear-nosed bat) is the source of this 1353-nucleotide messenger RNA. RefSeq names its product tripartite motif-containing protein 77-like. Gene Ontology annotation, molecular function: zinc ion binding; protein binding. Lineage: Eukaryota; Metazoa; Chordata; Mammalia; Chiroptera; Phyllostomidae. The record is from RefSeq and is a predicted model, not a curated record. The transcript has 5 exons. The coding region runs from base 1 to 1353 and encodes 450 amino acids.
AUGAGUUCUGCUUGCAGGCUGUGUUCCCCCAAUGAGUUCACCUGUUCCAUCUGUAAGGGCUACUUCACAGACCCUGUCACCAUUGCCUGCGGCCACAGCUUUUGUGCUCCCUGUCUUUGCCUCUGGUGGGAAGAUACCCAGGCUCCUACUCGCUGCCCUGUGUGCAGGGUAGUAUCACUGCCAAUGGACUUCAAAAGCACUAUUUUAGCUAAGCAAAAACUUCUUCCUGCUGGACAGUCAGUUUUCUUUCAGUCACCAAGCUCUGCCGAGCAGAUCUGUAAGACACACCAAAUAAUGAAGAUCUUCUUCUGUCCAGUUGACAAGAUCCUGCUGUGUGUGCUCUGCUGUCAUUCUCAAGAUCAUGUCACUCAUAGACACCAUCCUGUACAGCAGAUUGCUGAUCACUACAGGGAGAAUAUUCUGAAGCAAAUGAAGUCUAUUUGGAAAAGCAAACAGAAAAACCAGAAAAAUCUAAACAAAGUGACCAACAUAUUCAGAGUAUGGGAGGGUGCUCUAGAUCUACGGAUGGAGAUGAUCAGGGCUGAGUAUCCUAAGGUGUGUCAAUACCUCCAUGAGGAAAUGAAAAGCCAUUUGGAGAGGCUGGCAAAUGAAAGCAUGAUGAUUUUCCAGCAACUCAGGAGAAAUAGAAGCAGCAUGGUUCAUAUUGGGAAAGUCCUGAGGAGAAUAUAUGGGGAGCUGAAGGAACUAUGCUGUAAAGCAGAUGUGGACCUGCUACAGGCAGUGGGACUUUUCCUUUGCAGGAGUCAGUUAGUGCAGCUGUAUAUGCCUAAGCCUGUGGAUCCACAGCUUACUGCAUGGACCAUCACUGGGAUGCUGGAAAGGCUUAUCAACUUCCGAGUAUAUGUUACCUUGGAACAUAGAAUAAGCAAGUAUGAAGCACAUCUGUUUGAAGAACUGAGACAAUUGCAGUGCAGUUCUGACAAUCAAGACACGCCCCAUAACUCUGCAAGUGUAGAGUAUACUCCUUCAUGGGGAGCUCAGACCUUCACUUCUGGCAAGCAUUACUGGGAAGUGGAUGUGGGAAACUCCUGUCAUUGGAUUAUAGGGCUUUGCAAGGAAUCCUGGGCACGUAGGAAAGAUAUGCAACUCAGCUCUGAGGGUGUCUUUCUACUUCUCUGUGUAAAGGCGGAUGACCAUUUCAGUCUCUUCUCUACCUCCCCACUAAUCCGCCAAUAUAUUCAAAGACCCCAGGGCUGGGUAGGAGUGUUUCUAGAUUAUGAAUGUGGCAUAGUAAGCUUUGUUGAUGUUGCCAAAAGUUCCCUCAUCUGUAAUUUCCUUUCAUGCACCUUCUCUUUCCCUCUCAGACCUUUCAUCUGCUAUGGACCAAAAUGA